AUGUCUGCAUGCUCAAGUACUCUUCGAGCACUCUCUCGAUCUCGUAUACCCACCACCAAGACGCUCUUGCCGUUCCUGUACCAGACAGCCACGAUCCAGCAAUGGAAGCCCGCCGCCCAGCCUAUCGCACGUCGCAACAUCUCGCGCUACAGUCGUCCAGAUGACGCAGCAGCUGUCGAAGACAUUCCUUUUGAGGACAAAGACGACCUGCCUCCGGCGCUCGACGACCUGGAGCCCGCGCGCAAAACAACAAUCACCGGCUCUGAGCGCGCUGCUUUUGAGAAGCUGUACAGGAAGUUCAACGCACGUGGCAGCCGUCAAGACGAGAAGGAUCACGAAGUCGAGAUCGACGCCAUUGCUGACGAAUACUGGGAGCCUGACGAUGAGGACAACCCAGCGAACCUGGACAAGAUCUUCGAUGAGGCGCUGAAGGGCAACCCAAACCUGGCGAGAGAGUGGAACCGGUCAAGCACUGAACAGCUGAAGAGCAGGAAGCCUAGACAAGACCUUCAGACUAUGGCACAGCAUAUCUUGAGGGGAACGCGCCCUCCUGAGAUGAAGCGUGCAGAGAUGCGGGCGGUGAGGAAGAAAGAUGUCAGCGCGAAAGCCGCAAAGCUGAACGAAGCACGCGUGAGAGAGCGCACCCGCGUAGACGACCUCCUCAAGUCCGCCAAAACCGACCGCGACCUCUGGGACGUCCUGCACCGCGAAGUCUUUGACUUGAUCCGCCAGCUAGAUCUCGACGGCACUAACAAGCCUACGCCCCGGAAAUCUCGAACCCCAAAGUCUACCAACACGACGACGGAUCCCAAAAUCCUCUUCGCAAACUACCCGCACCACCUUCUCACCGCGCUCACCACCCUCCGCACACACUUCCCCGCCUCCCCCUUGCCGCUUUCGAUCCUACCCACCAUGAAGAGCCUCGGCCGCUCGUCCUACGCCCUCGGCGCCACAACCGCACUCUACACACAACUUCUCCGCACAGCCUGGCUGCAGCAAUCCUCGUACCCGCUGCUCGUCUCCCUGCUGACAGACAUGCACAACGGCGCCAUUGAGUUCUCCGUCGACACGCUGCACCUGCUGGACCAAGUGAUCAAGGAAUUCGACAUGGCACGCAGCGGCCGGCUGGGCCGCGAAAUGCAGAUGGUGUACGGCAUGGAUCAGUUUGGCGAGGGGAUCCGCGAGGUGCGCCGCUGGCGCCAGAUCGUGGCUAGUCGCGUGGGCGUCGAUGACGAGCGCAGGGAGAAGGGGACCGUACCUGUGUCGAGGAGACGCAGGGCCGGCGACGAAGACUCGUCUGACCAUGUCCCGCUCGUCGAGGGCGUCAAUGGAGCGCUGGAACCAUUUCAGUCACAUUCCCAGCCACGGCCCGCAGAUGCAGACGUUGAAUUCGGCUUCCUGGGCCAAGACAGCGCUGCAGAAGCUCCCGAGGCAAAGGAACCCAUCAAGAGUAUGCCAACAGCGGACAUGGAGACAGCAAACAACGAGGCACACGAUACGGUGGAAAGUAAGCUGGAAAUCGAAGCCGCGGACGACGCCAACCAAGAGCACGAUAAGAGCGCCGCCAGUGCUGAAGCUGCGGCUAAGACUUCGAGCGGGGAAUUCGUCCCGUGGACGCCGUCGUAG
Ascochyta rabiei is the source of this 1626-nucleotide messenger RNA. RefSeq lists its product as uncharacterized. Lineage: Eukaryota; Fungi; Ascomycota; Dothideomycetes; Pleosporales; Didymellaceae. Bases 1 to 1626 code for a protein of 541 amino acids. Gene Ontology annotation, cellular component: mitochondrion. The transcript has a single exon. The record is from RefSeq and is a predicted model, not a curated record.